AUGACUACAACACGACACCACGACGAAGCAGACCAAAUCAUCAAUCAAUUAGCUGCUCUUGCAGCUACCGUGAGCAACACAUCGAGCAAUAGCGCCCUAUCAUCAGUGGCUGCCGCCAUAGCAGAGCCCCCAUCAGCAGCACCCGAACUUAAGCUGGAACAACCAGAAGAAAAAGAGGAGGAGGAGGAGGAGGAAGAGGAAGAAUCAUUCUACCAUCUUCGGAGUCUGAUAACAGUCUCCUGCUUGCCACAGCAUACGCCAGGCCAUACACCAACUCCCUCAGCCUCGACACUAGGCUCUAAAUCAGGAAUCUUUGAUCGGAAGAGAGCCUCGUCGAUUCUGAGUCUACAUCUUGGCGAUCUCCCAAGUUUGCCAUUUUCCUCGAAAGAAAAACUCCCGUGCAAGCCUUGCGUGAGAUAUACUACUCUUCCUCCGCCAUAUGUGCACAAGAGGCUUGUUAUUCGGCCUGAGGUGCGUUUCUAG
This is a messenger RNA of Penicillium roqueforti, 483 nucleotides long. RefSeq lists its product as uncharacterized. Lineage: Eukaryota; Fungi; Ascomycota; Eurotiomycetes; Eurotiales; Aspergillaceae. Bases 1 to 483 code for a protein of 160 amino acids. The record is from RefSeq and is a predicted model, not a curated record. The transcript has a single exon.